AGAAGAAGAACUUCGUACCAAUUGUUUGGAAAUCCCUUAUAUUCGUGUUUCAUUACUACUUAAAAUAUGGCUUUCUAUAGUUGUAGCAGAUUGGGUAGCAAAUCUAUGCUUGCAGCUAUAAAUAGGUUUCCAAAUACAUUGGUAAAAGUGAAUUACGCUCAGGCAGCAUCUGGAGUCCCUAAAAUUUCAUUUAAAAAAUUUGAACCAACUCAAGAGGAACAUCAUGACAUCAGAAAUGCCAAACUCAAGAGGCCAAUGUCGCCUCAUCUUACCAUUUACGCUCCACAGCUGACCAGUAUGCUGUCUAUCACUCAUCGAACCGCAGGUGUAAUCUUGUCAACUUAUAUCAGUGCAUUGGGUAUUGGUGCUUUGAUGCUACCUAAUGAUGUUUCUCACUAUGUUACUAUGAUUGAGAGUCUUAAUCUUUCACCUGCAACUAUAUUCCUCGCAAAAGCAGUACUUGCAGCUCCAUUUGGAUACCACUUUGCUAAUGGUAUUAGACAUUUAUAUUGGGACACUGCUAGAGGUCUGACUAUCAAGGAAGUUUAUUCAACUGGAUAUGCUAUGUUAGCAGUUGCUGUUGCUACAACACUAUUUUUGGCUGCAUUAUAAAUAACUGGAAGAGAUGAUUUCAAUGGUUAUUAUUUAUUUUCAUUCUCAUUACUAUUAUAUUAAGUGAUAAAUAAAGAUCAAGUUGUUU
Messenger RNA from Diatraea saccharalis (sugarcane borer), 700 nucleotides. The record is from the annotation of a GenBank genome assembly. NCBI's taxonomy places the organism in Eukaryota, Metazoa, Arthropoda, Insecta, Lepidoptera, Crambidae.